Molecule: messenger RNA, 1776 nt
Organism: Penicillium crustosum
Lineage: Eukaryota; Fungi; Ascomycota; Eurotiomycetes; Eurotiales; Aspergillaceae
Product: Cytochrome P450
Exons: 1
Coding region: 1-1776 (591 amino acids)
Molecular function (GO): heme binding; iron ion binding; oxidoreductase activity, acting on paired donors, with incorporation or reduction of molecular oxygen
Source: RefSeq, a predicted model, not a curated record
AUGCCCGUGUACAUCGGUAUCAUCGGUACACUAGUGCUAGUGUACAUCUCGACCUUCGCAUACCGGCUGUUACACAACAUCAACGCUGCAAGGAGUAUCGGCCUACCAUUUCUGAUCUACCCGGUAAAUCAAAACAACAUCAUCUGGUUAUUGACAUCUGUCCCUUUACGUCCAUGGCUACGACGUAAUCUCCCCACGCGGAUCUACAACCGCCUGACGCUAGUGAUCUAUGGCUGGGAAUUCUAUGAGAAGCGUCGUCCGUUUAAUGAAUAUGCAGCCCCGCAGGGCGAUGACAGGUCAUUCUUUCUUGCCACUUGUGGAACCCUAGAACUUUGGACAGCAGAUCCAGUCGUCGCUUCGGAGGUUCUGCACCGUACAGGUGAUUUCAACAUUCCACCUAUCACUGGCCUACUUUUCGCUCAGUUUGGACAUAAUGUGUUCACUACAAAUGGCACGAGAUGGGCAAAUCAGCGCAAGGUUGUCGCGAGUGUGAUCAACGAGCGCAUCUCUAAGACUGUCUUCGAUGCGGCUAUACUUCAAACUACGGGCAUGCUAGAUGAGCUUCUUCUCACUGCUUCCGAGAAGAAGAACUUUGUUGAGUCAAAUGAGUUAUUUGAUAUGAUUAGGCGGGUCACAAUUCAUGUGCUAAGCGAAGCAGGUAUGGGUGCGAAGGCUCCAUGGAGGAGUCAGGAUGAUGAGAAACCCGAGCCAGGGUUUGAAACAACAUAUAUUGAAGCCUCCAAGGUGGUCAUGGGCGCUAUUACUGGGCCGAUAGUUAUCCCAACCAGUAUUCUUUUGAACUGGCCAUCCUGGUUGCCGGGGCAUCAGGAUUUGAAGCAGCUAGGAAUUAGCAAGCGCGAGUUCUCGAGGCAUACCAAAAGCUUACUCGAUAAAGAGCGUCAACGCACUUUCAAAGACAAGGCAGCGCUAAGACGAAGCAACAUAAUGAGCCAACUGCUCCAAGCAUCGACUGAACAAGGAAACACGGAUAAUAGCCUCAGCGAAGAGGAACUAAAUGGCAACCUCUGCCUCUUCACAGCAGCGGGCUUCGAAACAACAGCAAACAUUAUCUCCCACGCGAUAAUGCUGCUUAUCCGAUAUCCCAAAUGGCAGGAGUGGCUCUUCGAAGAGGUCGACAACAUAGUGCCCACAGACGUGCGAGAAGACCUAGAGUAUACUUCCAUUGUUCCUCGAGUGACGCGCAUCAUGGCUGUUAUGUUCGAAACAUUGCGACUAUACUCACCGAUUAUCCGCAUGUUGAGGACAAAUGAUGCACCACAAGAGUUGAAGACCUCCAAGGGCGUGAUUCAUCUCCCAGCCAACUCUGCUGUGACUAUUAACAUCAUUGCACUGCAUCUUGAUCCAGAAGUGUGGCCCAAUAUCAACAGGUGUUCUGACCCAUCAUGGGUCGCGGAUGAUCACCAAGUACUCCCGGACGAAUCCACAUUCAGGCCCUCUCGCUGGAUCAAUCCUGAUAGGGCCCCACGAUGGCUAUACCAACCGCCGAAAGGAUACUUCCUUCCGUGGAGUCAUGGCCCGCGUGUUUGUCCGGGGCAAAAGAUGGCGCAGGUUGAGUUUGUAGCGGUCAUACUCAAGCUACUACAGCAUCACCGCAUAGAUGCCGUUCCGCUUGCUGGGGAGCAACGGGGGGAUGUUGAGCGGAGGCUGAGUAAGGUGAUGGGCGGUUGUAUUCCUAAGAUGACGUUGGUUAUGGAGGGUAUAUAUGAUGCAGGAAAGACUGGAGGUGUGCCGGUGCGAUUGUCUAGGCGAAAAUAA